Molecule: messenger RNA, 4345 nt
Organism: Schistosoma rodhaini
Lineage: Eukaryota; Metazoa; Platyhelminthes; Trematoda; Strigeidida; Schistosomatidae
Source: the annotation of a GenBank genome assembly
GGUUAUUUGACAACAAUUGCACAGUACAUAUUGUCUCACUAUAAAAUCCCAGUGGUAUUUUUUAUUAGUGAAUAUGCUUUCAGAUGAGUUUUUAUAUGCGAAGAUAAAUUGCUAGGAUCCAUACAUUGUGUCUUAUUUCUUAGCUAAAUUUGGUACGUAUCCGUACCUCAUAGUCACUGUUAUGUUUGUCAUAUGAAGGGCUUGUAGGCCGCUUAUGAAUAUAUGCAAUAAAGGUUGAAGCGUGCACACACGUUAAUUCUUCGCCAUAUAUAGUAUGACCUUGACGUCCUAUGUCAGGUACUAAGUAAACGUGGAAAAACAGUUUAAUUAGUUGCUAAUUGCCAUCAAACUAAAUGGCUGAAAUAUGAACUAUGGAUGUCAUUUUUCGUCAGCUCAUAUAGUUCUUAUAUGUUAUUAAUAUAACAUCUGCCAUCAUGAGUCGACUUUAUAUUAAAAAAAUUGGUGAGACUACAAUUAAUGUACGAAAAAAUUAGAUUUGAGAUAAUAGACUCCGGAUUUUAGCACAGAAUUCAUACAUUCAUUUGGCUGGAUACUAUUUCGGCAUUAUAGCUGAUGUCAGUUCGUGAUGAAAACCCUGAAUCUAAUUCCUAACCAUCACCUGUAAAUCAUAAUUCUAAUUCGUCACACUGCUUUAUAAUCCUCAUUCAGUCCUGGUUAGUAUGUAGACAUUUUCAGGGUCACUUUCGUGGUCCAUAGGUUGUCCAUAAAUCAUAGUCUCACUAAAGAGUAUAUUAUAGAUUUCGAGUAUCCGUUUUUCUUUUCUGUUCUUUCUAUUCUAGCUGAAAUUAUUGCUUCUUGGCAAUUUCAGUGAAAAAUGUCUUCUAUGCUUGUCUUUAAGUUGCUUGGUGGAAUUUGUUCGCCAGAAUCCGUUUAGGUUGACAGUAUCCUUUUUUUUAGGUAACUUAAGUUCGGAAACGAAUCAUAUGUAUAUUUCAAAUUUAAUCUUAUUUAAUUUUCCUUCACAUUCAUUCUCGCUUUAUUAUCCAUGGAUUUUCGUUGACAAUAAUAGACUCAUAUAUUCCGUUUAAAUAUUCUCAAGGCUCUUGUAAGGUUUUUUAAGCAUCAGUGGAUCAUUGGUUCAAAUGAUCAUAUGGAUGUCUGAUACAAAUUGUUGUCGUUUAUAUGAACAUAACAUAGCAAAGUUUUGUGAAUGCUGUUUUUAAAUAUUUCGAUGCAUUAUACAGCUACAUCAGUUAACUUCAAAAGACAUUUCAUGUGCCAAACGAAGUUUUUAUCGUUUUAAAAUUGCGUACAUAGAUGUCGACUUUAAAUAUGUGUCUGGCAUUCGUUGCAUUUUUUUACUUCUAGAAAUAGUGUUUUACGUCAAGUAAUUUUACCAGAUCAGAAUUACUUAAUUGCUUCCAUCUGUUUACAGGCAAUGAUGUCGGCGUCAGACGGUUCAAAUGGAGAAACCAAUACAUUUGGACACUUCUAUCAUACAGCCUCAUCAUACGGAUUUGGAUUGCAUACGAUUCCUAACCCAACCGUGAUCAAAAUCCGAAAUGUUUCUGAUUGUAAUGACAAACUUUGCUGUCGAAUUUACUUCAUUUCUUAUCCGUCGACUAAUUUUCAACCUGGUACCAAACCUACAUUGUUUUUUGCUGAUUUAGUCCGGCAUAAUUCAUCUGAUGACCAAUUAAUAUGGUAUCCAUUGUUGCCUAAUGAAUUUGUCGACUAUAAAAAUUCACUUGCAUUAGCCGACUUCUUAAUUCAUGAACGUAUGCGUGUCUCUGUAUCGGGUGUUACCAAUUAUUGUUUAUCCGAUUGUGGUAAACUUAUUAUUUGUGCAUCAAGUGAAAUUUAUAGUACUGAAGAUCGUACAUGUUUUGGAGAACAACCUAAUUAUCUGGAACUAAUUAAAACUCCAUUAUCUAGUGCAAUUCAACCAAUCAUGUGUCCAUUCAAUUCAGAUUUUAUUGUUUGUUCAUCAAAUGAAAAUAUAUUCAUUGGUUAUAUACCAACAAAUAAAUGGAUACCAGUAACAAAUCAUACACAUAAUAGUGGUUUAUCUGCAGGUAUCCCACCGUUCGUCGUCCAAGAAGAAUUUGAUCGAUAUGUUGGUUAUUGGUGGAGACCAACGAUGACCAAUGAUCAUUAUUACCAGUUGUUAUAUGAAGAAGUGGAUGAACGUAAUGUGGCUGUGACGAAAUUGUUUCAUGGGGAAUUCGGUGGUGGUUGGGAAAAUCAACGUUAUCCAAUUGCAGGCACUGAAAAUGCAAGUAGUAAUUUGAAAAUAUACCAGUUUAAACUGGAUUCAUUGGGUAAAAUCUCUAAUGUACAAACUCUUGCAUUACGUUCACCUUUAAAACAAUAUAUACCGAAUUUUGAAUAUUUAGUUCGUGCUGGUUGGACACCAGAUGGAAAUUAUGUUUGGUGUCAACUGAUCACUCGCCUGCAACAACGUCUUUCACUUAUAUUAAUUCCAGUUGAUAAUUUCUUACCUAUUCCUGAUGUUAUUAAUCAUCCCGAUCCAUCAUCAUCGCCGUUGUCAUUGGCAACAUCCACAUCAACAGACUUUUCGUCUUCAUUCUUCACUUCGCCAUGUAUAGAAUUAGUGACUGAAGUAGAGCCGAAAUUUUGGGUUAAGGUUCAUGAUUUUUUAACUUUUCUAAAGUAUCCAUGGUAUCCAACAAGUGAAAUUAACAAAUCAUCAGAUUAUACAAAUGAAAAUUCUUGUACAUUUAUUUGGGCUUCACAUAGAUCUGGUUUUACACAUUUAUAUCUUAUACAAUGUUCAUGGCCUACAGCCAAUUCGAUAACUUCAAUUAAUAAUAAUAAUGAUAAUAAUGAACAAACUGCAACACUUAUCCAAGCUAAACAAAUCUUUAUUAAUCAGUUAACUGAUGGUGAUUGGGAGAUUACUGGAAAUCAGAUUUGGGUAGACGAAGAUAAUAAACUUGUUUAUUUCGAAGGAUUUAAGGAGCAUCCUCUUUUGAAACACAUAUAUUCUGUAAGUUAUGUAAAUCGAAGUGACCAAGGUCAGUUAAAUUGUUUAACAUUAAAUCUUUCAAUCAACAACAAUGAUACUCAUAUAAUGAAAUCCAUUCAAAAUGCAACCAAUUCAUCACCGUUACCAAUGAAUAAUAAUAUUGAAAGUACAUUGGAUCCAUUAUUUCAUGAUUCAUGUUUAUUAAUGAAACCAUAUCCAUUAUCUUAUCAAUUGAAUACAUUCAAUAUUCAAUCUGGUAUUAUGAUCUUAGAAUCAAGUAGUUUAGAUAAACUUGUUGGUAUUCAAAUUUGUCAAGUUAUUAUUGAGAAUAAUGAAAAGAAUAUAAAUAAUUCUAAUAGUAUUCAUGGGAAUAAACAUUGUAAACCAAUUCUACAACAUAUAGCAUGGCUUCGUAAACAUGUAUGGCAUUAUAAUGCGUUCAAUGGAUUCUAUCCAACUAAUCCUCCGUUAGUUCUUCGAUGUGAUAUAUUUAAUAAUUUAGAUCGAAAACUCGAAUUACAAGAUUAUGAUGAUGUUGAUGAAUGUAUGAAUGAUCAUAUAAGUAGUAGUAUUAAUGUUACAUACUCAUCAGAUUAUAUUGAGUUCAGCAAUUCACAAUCAAUAUUAUAUGGACAAUUAUUUUUGCCAAAUUGUAAUCAUAGUCGAUUGUUACCUGUAUCAUCGGUCGAUGGUGUUAGUUUUGCUGGUUAUCCGACAUUACAUUUUGUUUAUGGCGGUCCAGGUAUUCAACUUGUUCGUGGCAGUUAUUCAAGAUCUGUAUUUGCUCAUGCUCAAUUAUUUUGCCAUUUUGGUUAUGCUGUCUUUCUGUGUGAUUGUCGGGGUUCAUCUAAUCGUGGUAUCAAUUUUGAUGGUCAUAUUAAAAAUCGAUUAGGUCAGGUAGAACUUGCUGAUCAUGUGGCUUUUUUAAGGUAUGCUGCAAAAGCCACUGGACUUAUUGAUCUCUCACGUGUUGCUAUCAUGGGCUAUUCCUUUGGUGGUUAUCUGUCAUUGAUGGGUGCAAUGCUAUAUAACCAUGUGUAUAAAGCUGCAAUAGCUAUUUCUCCGGUAGUCGAUUGGAGGUUAUAUGAUACAGCUUACACUGAACGAUAUAUUGGUCUACCUAAAGAUAAUCUAGAUGCUUAUCGUAAAGGUAAUAUAAUGGAGUAUGUUUCAGAUAUGCCAUCAGAUAAAUAUCAUCUAUUUAUAUUCCAUGGUGGUCAAGAUGAAAAUGUACAUUUUUUGCAUACAUCAUCACUAGUUGAAAGAUUAGUUACAUGUGGUAAACCACAUCAUUUUCAGUUGUAUCCAAAUUCUCGACAUCGUUUAAAGCAACAAUCUCAUGUUGAAGCAACAGUUUUAAAUUUUCUUGAAGAAACUCUUUGUAAAUCAAGUUAA